AGUAAAUAAUAAUUAUUUUAAUUAUGGUUCCGUUCGAAAUGUGAUAAGCUUAGACGGUAGCACGAUGACGGUCGUUAUGCGAAAUUGUUAAAGCUCACCACAAAUCGCCCUAUGUGGCAACAGUGUGCGAAGAGUACUUGGUACUGGAUGCAUCCCAACACCCGGCAGUCGGCAGUCAGCGCGGUGCUUUGGAACAGCUUGGAGAUCGUGAUCGAGGUCGGUGACUGUUGUUGAUGAUGAAUCCGUGCCACUGACACCUAACCUCUCAACAGUGUUGCCGCAUCGCGAAACUUUAAUAAAAUUCUACGAAAACCGCGUAAAAUUCCUGUAAAUGGUCGCAGUAUUAGUGAGUCCCUCGCAAUUCCGAAUGUUUUGUGUGUUAAAUCGCGGCGAUUUUGUCAGGCAACUUUAAUGUGACAAUUCGCGUUGCAGGCGCAUCUGAUCAAAUUCAGGCGCCUUCGUCUUGGUCGAUCGUCGAUAUCACCAGAGCCGGGUCACCUUAGUGAAAUGUGAAACGGGCCGACUGGUCAGGUCCGGCCUCAGACCAUUGCCCAUCGACAUUGAUGCGCAGCGCAUGCGCGGGCCGCGAUCUAGUCUCGCGGCGAAUUCUCGAUCAAUCGGGAGGCUCAGAUGAGGCCACAGUCGUCACUCAGAAAAGCCCUACCUCUCAAAACCAGGACAGACCCGCCAUGAUGGUUUAUCCUGACCCUCAGUGGGCUUGUUCCGCUACCGCACCACUACAGCUCUAUGAUGAUGUCGGUUAUAGAGUCAACGUCGUCGAAGCUUUACAAGAAUUCUGGCAAAUGAAGCAAGCCAGAGGUGCAGAUUUGAGAAACGGAGCUUUAGUCAUUUACGAAUCGGUACCGUCAAACUCUCAACCGUAUGUUUGUUACGUCACCUUGCCGGGAGGUUCUUGUUUUGGCAGUUUCCAGAACUGUCCUACCAAAGCGGAAGCGAGGCGAAGCGCUGCCAAAAUAGCGUUAAUGAAUUCCGUGUUCAACGAACACCCUUCGAGGCGAAUCUCGGAUGAUUUUAUUGAAAAAGCAGUGACCGAUGCGAGGAGCAACUUCAAAGGCGACCCUGAAGAAGCAGAUAAUCCCAACACAGGCAUAGGAGCUUUCAGAUUUAUGUUAGAAUCGAACAAAGGUCGUACAAUGCUCGAAUUCCAGGAAUUAAUGACGGUAUUUCAAUUGUUACACUGGAAUGGUAGUCUCAAAGCGAUGCGAGAACGGCAAUGUAGCAGACAAGAGGUGGUUGCUCAUUAUUCAAACAGGGCUUUAGAUGACAACAUGAGAUCCCAAAUGGCGUUAGAUUGGAUAGCGAGGGAACAAGAAAGUCCUGGUUCACUACGAAAAGAACUAAAUCAAGCCGAAAGGGAACUGGAGUCUGCAAGAUUAGCAGGACGCGAACUGCGAUUCCCCAAAGAGAAAAAAGACAUACUGAUUUUGGCCCAUAGCCAAAUAAACGUGAGUUGAGGCCUCUAGAAUGCGACAUUGUCGUUUAUUGGCCAGUUUGCGAUACAACAUUUUGAGAUGCACCCGAAUCAGAUGGCUUCAAGGCAAACUUUGCUUCAAAACGCUUGGUAACCUUGACUGUCUUAUGUAUUUUAACAUUUACGCUAUUGCAACUUCUCUAAUAGGUAUUUAAAAAUAUAUAUUACUAAGUUAAUAUAUUUACGCUUUUAGGUGAUCUGAUUCUGGUGUCGCUUCAAAACUAACUUUUUGUUUUAGACAGCGCGUCUAAAUAUUUCGUUAUAUUGAGACUGUUUUGUUAUAAUAGGAUUAAAUUACUUUAUAUUUCUUGUCAAUAUACUGUACAGUAACUAGAGCUGUCUUAUUAUUAGGAAUUAUUGUUUACAGAUCUCUUUAUCGCUUUAUUAUCGUUAAAUGUUAUUUAAUUUCGCUAAAACUUAAUUCCGUUAUUUAUUUAUAUAGUUAUUUGAGACACACCGCUGAUUUCUGCCGCUAAAUAUGCGAUGACUGAGUAAGUGCUACUGCUGGAAAAACAAAUAAUAAAAAAGUUUAUUGUAUCUACAUUAAAAAUAAAAA
Messenger RNA from Cylas formicarius (sweet potato weevil), 2048 nucleotides. RefSeq names its product protein limb expression 1 homolog (gene lft). The coding region runs from base 564 to 1475 and encodes 303 amino acids. Lineage: Eukaryota; Metazoa; Arthropoda; Insecta; Coleoptera; Brentidae. The record is from RefSeq and is a predicted model, not a curated record. Gene Ontology annotation, biological process: autophagosome maturation. Gene Ontology annotation, cellular component: cytoplasm. The transcript has 5 exons.